CAUUAUUAGGUGCAGAGACGUGCACACUCGCGAGAGCGUCGGACUCCACAGUCCCGGGCCUUUAUUUAAGGCCGCCGAUGCAAGCCACGGCCCACGGCACGACAGAAACAUAUUACAUGCUCGAUCUACACCUCAGCUUUCAAGAGCGCAGAACCUUACAAUGCCUUCCCACGGGACUCCGCCACAUGCUACUGCCAACGAUGGCACGGCGUCUUUCCUCGCCGACAAGUCGGCUAAGGUCUUCCUCGCCGGCCACAGAGGCAUGCUGGGCUCCGCCGUGCACCGCCGCCUCACCGCGCUGGGCUUCACCGACAUCGUCGGCCGCACCCGCGCCGAGCUGGACCUCACCUGCGAGGCCGCGGUGCGCAAGUUCUUCGACGCCGAGCGGCCCCGCUACGUGAUCCUCGCCGCGGGCAAGGUGGGCGGCCUCCACGCUAGCGCCGCCGCACCGGUGGACUUCAUGACCGAGAACCUCCGCAUCACCACCAACGUCCUCACCGCCGCCCGCCUCUGCGGCACCGUCCGCAAGCUGCUCUUCCUCGCCACCUCCGCCGUCUACGCCGUCGACGCCCCCCAGCCCAUCCCGGAGUCCGCGCUCCUCGCCGGCCCUCCGGCGCCGGGGAACGAGUGGUACGCGAUCCCCAAGAUCGUGGGCAUCAAGAUGUGCCAGGCGUACCGGGCGGAGCUCGGCAUGGACGCCAUCGUGGCGGCGCCCAACAACCUGUACGGGCCGCGGGAGCCGUUCCCGCCGGAGAACUCCCACGUCAUCCCGGCGCUGAUCCGCCGGUUCCACCACGCCAAGGCCGCCGGCGCCGCCGAGGUCGUCGUCUGGGGCUCCGGCCUCCAGCUGCGCGAGUUCACGCACGCCCAUGACGCCGCGGACGCCGUCGUGCUGCUCAUGGACAGGUACUCCGGGGCCGAGCACGUCAACGUCGGGAGCGGCCGCGAGGUGACGGUGCGCGAGCUCGCGGAGAUGGUGAGGGAGGUGGUCGGGUACGAGGGCCGGGUCGUCUGGGACACGAGCCGCCCCGACGGCGUGAUGAGGCGGCUGCUGGAUAGCUCCAAGAUGAGGGCGAUGGGGUGGGAGCCCAAGGUGGAGCUGAAGGAUGGGCUGAAGAAGCUGUACGAGGGUUACCUGCGUGACUGCGCCACGAACUUGAAAGAAUGAACUCAUAGCAUAUCUGGAUGUGUAUCCAAGACUGAACAGCUGCAGUUUGUUCUGUAAUAAACUUGUUAAUGAAGUAUUUGAACUGCAUGCAGUAUUUGAUGUGGAUUA
Messenger RNA from Setaria italica (foxtail millet), 1276 nucleotides. RefSeq names its product putative GDP-L-fucose synthase 2. The record is from RefSeq and is a predicted model, not a curated record. The coding region runs from base 161 to 1168 and encodes 335 amino acids. NCBI's taxonomy places the organism in Eukaryota, Viridiplantae, Streptophyta, Magnoliopsida, Poales, Poaceae. Gene Ontology annotation, biological process: nucleotide-sugar biosynthetic process. Gene Ontology annotation, molecular function: GDP-L-fucose synthase activity. The transcript is spliced from 2 exons.